GCUGGACAAGAUUCGCACUUUGGCCGAGCAAUCCCAUGUUCUCCUCAGAGCUGAAGUUUCAGACACAGGGUGAACUCUGCCUCGGGCGGCAUCUUCUUCACGUGGAUGCCUCCCAUGGCAGCGAGUCCGUGAUCGGGCAGGGCGCUCUUGCGCUCUUCACCGAGUUUGCGAAGCUUCGGCCGGAGGUGGAGGUUCGACACCUUCGACUUUGGGAGGAUGAGGAGCUGAGAGCCCGGAUGGAGUACUCGCUGCGGCAUGUCCGAGCCAAGAUGGCGAGGAUGUCCCAGCGCGGGUCCGAGGAGGAUGUCCAGUGCUUCGCCAACAUCGAGCUGCUUGCGGCGGAGAUAGCGACGGCACGAGGACUGGUGAUAUCGGCGCCCAUGUGGAACUACGGAGUACCCUGGGUGCUGAAGCAAUACUUCGACGCCGUGCUGCACCCAGGCUUGAGCUUCCAAGAGGCGGAGGGCGGGUGUCGGGGCCUGCUGGGCGGCGGCCGGCCCCUGGUGCUGCUGACCUCCGCGGGCGGCGGCGCGCAGAAGGAUCACCUCACGCCCUGGGUGCUGGAUGUGGGGGCGAUGCUGGGCUUUGACGAGCCCAAGGUGGUGGCGGUGGCGCACCUCGCGCGCGACCGCGACGCCGCGCUGCGGUCGUUAGAGGCGGCGGCGGCGCCGGCAGCGCGGCACCUUGCUGAGUCGGGGAGGUCAAAGGAGGCCACGGAAGAACCGGAGCCGGACUGUGGCUACGAGGAGCUGCUGCCCUGGCUGCAGUCGCGAGGCUUGGGCGAGGAGGCGCUGGACACGCUGCGCGCGGCCAAAGUCGGCGGGGAGAUGUUCCUCGGCGCCUCGGCGGAGGAUUGGGAGAACGAGGAGCUGGGGCUCAGCGAGCAGGAGGUGCGUCAGCUGCUGCGCCUGCAGGAGGAGUUCCGAGCCCUUUAG
This is a messenger RNA of Effrenium voratum, 935 nucleotides long. The record is from the annotation of a GenBank genome assembly. NCBI's taxonomy places the organism in Eukaryota, Dinophyceae, Suessiales, Symbiodiniaceae.